This is a messenger RNA of Dendrobium catenatum, 1254 nucleotides long. RefSeq lists its product as uncharacterized. The record is from RefSeq and is a predicted model, not a curated record. Gene Ontology annotation, molecular function: RNA-DNA hybrid ribonuclease activity; nucleic acid binding. NCBI's taxonomy places the organism in Eukaryota, Viridiplantae, Streptophyta, Magnoliopsida, Asparagales, Orchidaceae. The coding region runs from base 1 to 1254 and encodes 417 amino acids. The transcript has 2 exons.
AUGGCGCCUGAGGAUGAAAAGCACACAUCAUUCAGAACACCCAUCAGCAUUUUCUGCUACACAGUCAUGUCCUUUGGCCUGAAGAAUGCUGGCGCCACCUAUCAGCGGGCAAUGACUCACAUAUUUGAUGAUCUAAUACAUCAGAAGGUCGAGUGCUAUGUAAAAGACCUUGUUGUCAAGAGUAUGGAUCAAAGAAAUCACCUAGAAGAUCUUAGAAUUGUAUUUGAGAGAAUAAGAAAGUUUGAUCUGAAGAUGAACCCUCUCAAAUGUGCAUUCGGGGUCUCCUCCAGUAAAUUCUUGGGGUACGUUAUUCAUCAUCGAGGUAUAGAGACUGACCCCAACAAAAUUAAGGCGAUCACGGAGAUGCCACCACCAAGGAACCUUCGACAGCUUUGCUCCUUGCAAGGACAACUGGCUUUCAUUCAGAGAUUUAUAUCAAAUCUAUUGAUUCAAAAACUCCGCCAUUAUAUGUUAUCCCAUAAAAUCACUCUGAUAUCGAAGAUCGAUCCACUAAAGUUCUUGAUGAUAAGACCAGUAUUGACAGAUCGUCUAGCCAGGUGGGCAGUACUAUUACUGCAGUUUGAUAUCAUAUACAUGCCACAAAAGGUAGUGAAAGGUCAAGCAUUGGCAGAUUUUCUUGCUGCACAUCCGAUCCCAGCGGAUUCCCCACUAAAUGAUGAUUUGCCCGAUGAGCAAAUAAUACAGGUCAAGGAGGAUGAAAAGCUACCGUUCUGGGAGAUGUAUUUUAAUGGGGCAUCAUCUAUCAGAACUGUCCGACCUCCAAAUUUUGUAAGAGCUCGAGCCGGCAUUGGCCUCAUUUUCGUAGCACCGGAGGGAGGUAUAAUGAGAAUUUCAUUCAGUUUGAUUGAACCUCGGACAAAUAACGAAGCCGAAUACGAAGCUCUAUUAGCAGGGUUGGAGAUUGCGAUCGAUGUCAGAAUCCAACAUCUCCAAAUCUUCGGUGAUUCUCAGCUCGUGAUAAAUCAGGUCAUCGGUAUCUACAAGGUUAGCAAAGUCGAAUUGACCCAUUACCAUCGGCGAGCCCUCGAGCUUCUGAAGCAAAUACCAAAUGUUGAAAUAGCUCGAGUUCCUCAAGGAAAGAAUACUAAAGCAGAUUGUCUAGCCAAAUUAGCCAAAGAAAUGGCGAACAUGAAUGAGGAAAGUCUUAUAUUCAUCGAGGUUUACACUCGUAGGGUCUUGGAUCCCGCUCUAUUACAAUUCUUGAGGGCAGAAGGAAUUCUAGAUUCAAGUUAG